UGGCCACAGUGCAGAAGAGAGGCGGGGGUGACCCAGGAGCUAGAGCGACACCUGGGAGCAGAGAGAGACCUACCGGCUCAGCUCAGAGGGACAGAGGGAAAGAUGCUGCUCUGGGUCUUCUUUCUGGUCAUCUUCACCCUUGGCACUGGCUCCUACUGCUCCCCACCCUCCCUGCCCCUCAGGGUGCCACGGUAUGCAGAUGCCAUCUUCACCAACAGCUACAGGAAGGUGCUGGGCCAGCUGUCUGCCCGCAAGCUUCUCCAUGACAUCAUGAACAGGCAGCAGGGGGAGCCCAACCAGGAGCAAGGAACCAGGGUUCGACUCGCACGUGCAGUAGACCGUGUGUGGGCAGCCCAGGAGCAGGUGGCGUCGGGCGGCAUCUUGGUGGCCCUGAUGCAGAAGCGCAGCAGCGACCAUUCUCUGCAGCUGAAUCUAAACAUGUUUCCUACUUAA
This is a messenger RNA of Suncus etruscus (white-toothed pygmy shrew), 453 nucleotides long. It is a transcript of the gene GHRH, whose product is annotated as growth hormone releasing hormone. NCBI's taxonomy places the organism in Eukaryota, Metazoa, Chordata, Mammalia, Eulipotyphla, Soricidae. The record is from RefSeq and is a predicted model, not a curated record. The transcript has 5 exons. Gene Ontology annotation, biological process: adenylate cyclase-activating G protein-coupled receptor signaling pathway; positive regulation of growth hormone secretion; positive regulation of cell population proliferation. Gene Ontology annotation, molecular function: growth hormone-releasing hormone activity; growth hormone-releasing hormone receptor binding; peptide hormone receptor binding. Bases 103 to 453 code for a protein of 116 amino acids. Gene Ontology annotation, cellular component: terminal bouton; extracellular region; perikaryon.